AUGGGAGGCAUUGCUUCCUGGAGAUGCACUAUUGAGAAGCUAGCGUACUCAGGUCUGUCCUUCAGUGCCCGGGACAAAGUGACAGGCACCAUCCUGAGUUUCACCCGCACUGAACCUUCCCUUCUACAGUACCCAUGUAAUGAUGGUGACCCUUGGGGACGCCCCAGUCCAGCUGUGUACCUGGGACAGGUGAUUUUCCUCAGCACAGAUGGAUUUGAAAGUAGCCUCCUGCCACUGACCAUCCCUUCUGAGCUAGAGACCCCAAAUGCCUCAGUCAGUGCCACGGCCUUUGUGAAGAAAGAUCGGUUAGCAAUGGUGAUAAAUGGACGGGUCUAUCUCUACAUCUUCGUGGCUGGGGAGGAGGAGUGGCUCCCAGUACAGGGGAUCGAUUCCUUGGUCACUGAGCUCUCGAACACCCACUGCUGCUACCCAGGGCAGGACCCAGACUGCCAGGCCAUCAGUAUGACUAUUUUUGCCUAUGAGACUGGGCAUUCAGCCUCCAAAAGCCACAUCUUCCUGUCAGAGGAUGGGGGCUACACGUUCACCCCUCUGAAGCUGAGCCCAGAAGUGCACGGGGUGCUGCUUGGUGUCUACAAUUUUGUGUCCCUCUCCCAGAUGGGGAUUCUCAUCAACCACACCCAAAGUGGUAGGGAAGGGAAAAGAGGAGGGGCCUAUUUCACAUACACUGGGGGCAACACGAGCAACAUGUACAGCCACAUCUCCAUGGGCUUCCACCUGAAGUCCACAGGGGGCCCAGAUGUCCGGAGUAUCCAGCACCCUCGCCUGUGGGGCUUCACCAUCCUCUGGACCAAAGACACACUGCUGAUCUCCUCCAAUAAUGGCUUGCUUGUGGAGCCAGUGACUGUGCAGCCGUCACAGGUGCCUCCCAGAACCUCCCAUUCUUUCCCUGGCAGCGGCCUCUGCCACGUGGUCACCAGCAACAGCGAGAUUGCAGUCCUGACCCAGGACCAUCAGCUCUUCCAUGGCAGCCUAGACAUGGUCUCCAGAACUAUGGUGCACAUUGGAGAGAACGGCCACCAGAAAGGCCUGUGCAAUGCGGUGCUGAUGUUCGACAAGGUAGGGAUGCUAACCGUGUUGAGCCCUGUACCUACCAAUAGUUCCUCGACCUAUAACUUCCAGAAAUGCACCUUCAAUGUGCAGUGGCUGCUCAUGGACAUUUGGCCAUUUCUGCAAGAGUGCCCAGUUGAGAUCCUCGAGGGCCAUUUCCACAACAAGAUCCAUUAUAUCGACAUGCAGCAGAAGCUGAACCUUAGUGCCAUGUUUGUGCCAAAGCCGGGCACUGGGGCUUUUCCAGUGGUGACUGUGAGCAACCCCCAUGUGCUAGCGUUCGAGGCAAAGAUAACAGAGGGUGGGUACACACAUGACAGGAACACCAAGUACAGCUUGCACAUGCAGCUGCUGCAGCAGUGUUUCUCUGGCAUGGCAGACCCUCAUUUCAGUGACACAUUCCCCUCUGGCGGGAUGUCUGUCCUUACUGUGGACAUCCCCAACAAAGGCGCCUGCUGCAUUGAUAUGCAUCCUUUGUCUGCACUUAUCAAAGUAGGUUGCCCACCUACUAAACAUAUUAAAGUUUUUAAAAACACAACAGCAUGCAGCAAAGGCUUGUUUAAUCAAGGCACACUGCAAGAUAACUUCACUUAUUCUAUCAGCCACAAUUUAUAUGAUCCAAAUUUUCUUGCCACACCACAGUUAGGUCAAAGUGAUCUUGAAGUUCUGUACGAGUAUAAUGAACUGGGGUGUCCUCUUCUGCUGUAUUAUGAUACUCCUUGGCUGCCAGUCCUUGAACUGUGGGAAAACAAUACAUUUGUGGAGUACGUUUCUGCUGACUUUGUUGUGUUUGAAGUCAAUGGAAUGUAUAAUUAUGAUUAUCUCUUGACAGCUGCUGAAGCCAAUUGUAUCUCUCAACCUCAGAAUUGGACUGCUUUGAUACAAAAGCAAGAUUCUCCAAAUCCACAUACUGCAUGGAGCAGAAUGAACUAUGAAAGCUGUAAGAAUCACGAUGGACCUAAAUUAGUAUCACCCUCAGCCAAAUAUCAAAUUCUUGCUCAAAAUAAAAAGAACAAGAUCACUUUUUCACACUAUAAUGGCUUUUAUAUCUUUAAAGUCAUUGUUGUAGACAAAUUAUACAGUUACUGUGAAUUGUCUGCAACUGUCAGUGUAUAUGUCACUGGCGCUCUCCCAAAGACUUUCUUACAUGCUUGGACAAUGCUGACAGCUUUUCUGACUAUCAUUCUGAUUGCAAUUUUGAUGGGAUACCUCUUACAUAAACUAUCACUUAUGAAAAAAUCCCCAAAAGUUAAAGUAUUUUGA
Messenger RNA from Chelonia mydas (Green sea turtle), 2331 nucleotides. It is a transcript of the gene CATSPERD, whose product is annotated as cation channel sperm associated auxiliary subunit delta. The record is from RefSeq and is a predicted model, not a curated record. NCBI's taxonomy places the organism in Eukaryota, Metazoa, Chordata, Testudines, Cheloniidae. Gene Ontology annotation, cellular component: sperm principal piece; CatSper complex. The transcript has a single exon. Bases 1 to 2331 code for a protein of 776 amino acids. Gene Ontology annotation, biological process: flagellated sperm motility; sperm capacitation.